AUAAUUGAUAUUGCAUAGCAGUUUAUGCUUCACUAUCAGUUUAUGUGCGGUUGGGACCAAACUCCUUUGGUUUGCAAAAUAAGUGGUGACCACUAGUUGGCGACCCGGAAAACUUUCUGAAGACGACACAUCACAAGAAUGGACGUCCGUUUCAGUGGAAGAUCUCGAGCUGUCCUUCUGUUGGCGUCUGCUCUUUGUUGCGCCGUCGGCGCCUUUCUACCCGCAACUCCUCUUCCAUCAUGUGGUCGCAUUUCGCAUCUUAAAUACAGUGACCAAACGGAAUAUCAGGAGGUAAAUGAUUCUACAAAAGAAGUCCUGUUACAGCUGGUGCAGAGUACUCCGCCAAAUGCACCCACCCCUGCCUACAUGACAAAUGAGAUUCUCCGCGUAGUACGACAACUCGAGGAAGAAUGCCCUACUCCAGAUGACGAAGUCUUGUCCGAGCUUGCUGGUAAUUGGGAACUCAUUUGGACUACCCAAGAUAAAACACGACCCGAAGCAAAGCGUUCUCUAGGCCGUUCUUGGAUCAAUCCUCUCGAAAACCAGUCCUAUAGCAACAAUCCGGAGGGAAGAUCCAAUCCUUUCUUGCCUCGUCCUAUCCAACAUCGCUUGGAAAAGUUAGGUCUCGUUACUAAUGCUGCUGUCGUACAGAGUACGCAAGCGGUGGAUCUUAAGAAGCAAAAGGUCAGCAACGUCGUGGCCUUCGGUCUAGCCCGGGUGCGCCAACGCGCUUCCUUGACCGUCAAAGUUGCUUUCCGUCCGAGCACCAUUGAUGUUCGUCGUAUCGACGUCAAAUUUGAAUCUUGCCGUAUCAAGCUCCCCGGCACUCCAAUUGACACUACUAUUCCACUGGGUCUUGCUGGACCCAUCGGAUGGCUCCAAACAAACUAUAUUGAUGAGAAUCUUAGGAUUACAAGGGGUCAUAAAGGAUCCGUGUUUGUCCUGAAACGCCCCCGCCGAGCGACGGUGUAGUUAGCUUGCCUUUUUUAAUUAUGCAUACGGUGGAAUACAGUUUGCAGACGCAUCAGUCCUGCCCCUGCUUCCCAACGCAGAUCAUAGCUUUCGACAGAAGGCGUUUGCUUGAGCCAUUCAGGUACAAAAUACUUUCUUGUGCUUUGACCCAACAAUCCAAUAAAAAGCAUCUCUUGCGACGCGAUCCAUUUUGCGAGCUCUUCAUGACUCUCCAUUCCAGCCAAAUCCGAUGGUGUACAUUUAUCAGAAUCCGGUCCAAUUAGUUGUAAAUCGAUAUCACAUUCUGAAUUUUGCAUUUC
Messenger RNA from Phaeodactylum tricornutum CCAP 1055/1, 1271 nucleotides. RefSeq lists its product with no specific name. The record is from RefSeq and is a predicted model, not a curated record. The transcript has a single exon. The coding region runs from base 139 to 972 and encodes 277 amino acids. NCBI's taxonomy places the organism in Eukaryota, Bacillariophyta, Bacillariophyceae, Surirellales, Neidiaceae.